AUGUCUUCCGGACCAAACAGAAACAACGCAUUGAGUGCUCAAAUGUCCCCUGCACUCGGUUCAUUCUCUUCCUUUAACCACAACAACUCCCUCCACCGUCCUUCCUCGUCGCCCUCCAAUAUCAUCUCCACCCACCCCGCCCCCGCCAUCUACCACUCCUCCCCCUCGAGCGAUACCCCCCGCCACGUCCAUCAAUUGCACCCGCCAUCGUCGACAACAGCGACCAACCCCGCGCCGCUUCUCCCUGUUUCCAGCUCAAAUACGUCGCGCUCAACGCUCUGGUGGGGCGAUCUCGAAGUUUGGAUGGAUGAAGAAUACGCCAGGCAGGUCUGCACGCUCAUGGGCUGGGACCCCGUCAACAUCAAGGUCCCCCAUCCCGCCCCAGACCCAGCGACCGGUCAGCAGCCCGCCAACAACCCGGGCUACUGCUUCCUCACCUUCCCGUCGCACGCGCACGCCGCGGCCGUCCUCGCCCAGAUCAAUAACGCCGGGAAGUCGGUGACUAUGCCUAAUUCGUCCAGGCCAUUUGUUCUCAAUUGGGCGAGUUCGGUGCCUGCUUCCGCCACUGGUGCCUCGGCGAGCUUCUCCGGCGGGGCGUAUCCUUCGAGCGCUCCCCAGCAGCCCCAGUACCAGAAGGAGUACAGCAUCUUCGUUGGCGAUCUCGCUCCCGAGACCUCCAACUCGGAUCUCGUCGCUGUCUUCCGUAAUCCUGUCUUGGGUCUUCGGAAUGACCGUGAGCCAAAGUACAUCCGUCCCUUCCUCAGCUGCAAGAGCGCCAAGAUCAUGCUCGAUCCCGUCACUGGCGUGUCGCGGGGCUAUGGCUUCGUUCGAUUCACUGACGAAGCCGACCAGCAGCGUGCGUUGAUUGAGAUGCACGGUCUUUACUGCCUGUCACGACCAAUGCGUAUCUCCCCUGCUACUGCCAAGCACAAGAACCCGCCAGCUCCAGCUCCUCCAUUGUCGAUCUCGCCCUUUGACGUUUCGCCAACUGGGCUACAUCUUCAAGACCCCAAGAACCAGGCUCUCACCGUUGCCCUGCCUCUCCCCCCGCAAACCAAUAGCGUUUCAGCCCCCAUCGCCGCCACCACAUCCAACCUUUCUAUCAAUAGCAACGGUGCCUCCACGUCUGGCUCCUCCAUCGGUGGAUCCCACUCGAGCAACUCGAUCAGCUCCAAUUCGAACUCGAGCUUGACCUCGGCUUUCGGGUCUGCGACCUCUUCCGAGGAUGCCUUGAGCCUUCAACACAAUGCGUUGGCUCAGCUUGCCAAGCAAUAUGCUGGUGGCGAUCUUGCAACAGGUUCAGUCAAUUCUUCCUUCGCCAAUGAUCCCCAAUUGAGACAAGUUCUUCAAGCGCAACAAAAUGAUCCUGCUCCCCGCUUUAUGGUCCACGAGGAUCACUGGAAGCACCAAGCGCAGGCUCGUGCAAUCCUGGGCAAUCUCAUUGGUCCCAAUGGGGAACAGCUCACCUCGACGGACCCUUACAACACCACCGUCUUCGUUGGAGGGCUUUCCCCCUUGAUCUCGGAGGAGACAUUGAGGACUUUCUUCGCUCCUUUCGGCGACAUCCACUAUGUCAAGGUCCCCGUUGGCAAGCAUUGCGGUUUCGUUCAGUUUGUUCGCAAGGCGGAUGCGGAGCGCGCUAUCGAGAAGAUGCAAGGAUUCCCUAUUGGAGGCAGCAAGAUUCGCCUUAGCUGGGGUCGUAGUCAAUACAAGGCCGCUCAGGCCGCUGCCCAGGCUGCCCAAGCAGCCCUUCAGCAACAGUACCCUGGUGGUCAGGUUGGAACUCUCACUCAAGAGCAAGCACUCUCGUUGUUGCAAAAGUUCGCCAUGCAGAACUAUCGUCCAGAACAGCCUCUCCCUGCCGGAAACCCCGUCCAACUUCCCGAGGCAGGUGUCUCCGACCACUCUGGCAUCAACUAUGCGACCAUGGUCGCGAACGGUGGAAUCUCUUUGGGCAUGCCUCGAGACGAUACCGGUGGAUCGACUGAUUCUUACACAGCCUACAGUCUCCCUCGCCCAGAAGUUCACCGCACUCUCUCCAACUUCUCGCCAUUCUCACCUGAUCCAGCACUGUCCGUCCCUGAGACCCAGUCCCGUCGGGAUUCGGCCUACCUCAACUUCUUGGGACAAUCGCAGGAGUUGAAGACGGGUACAUCCCCUACUGGUCUCGGUAAUGGGUCCAAGGUUUCCCCCACUUCCAGUCGACCAUCGAGCGCCGUUCGAUAUGGACGAACUGAGGGAUCGAUCUCCCGACCACCUUCCGGCCCCGCCAUUGGUGAUGGUCGACCCGAGUACGACCCGAUGCAGGACCUGAACAACACUCUCGCCAGUCUCGAGAUCGAUCGCCCUUGGAAGUCGAAUGAGGGAGGCCAGCCUUCCAGCGCCCACUCCGGCCAGUUCCAUCUUUCCACAGGCUCCUCGCCUUAAUUCAGGUGUAGGCAUGCCUUUUCAUCCCUUCUGUCGUGAUCGCCUUUUCUUGGAAACAAAAACUUCAGUCUUGAUUUCUAGCUAUCUUUUUUCUUCCUUCUAUCGACAUCUAAUCUCGCUCUGUCUCGCUCCAAGUCGCUCGCCUUGUUUAUCUCGCUAUCCGUCUCCUUCUCGGCUUCGCAAAAACUUUCCAUUUAAACCAUGUGGACUUCAAAAACCUUUUUGAAUAUUUUUCUCGCUCAUGUCUACCCAUCUCCAUCUUGUCUUUGUUCUCGUUUUGUUGCUUUCCUUUUGCCCGUAUCUUGUCAUCGUCCUAAACCGUGACUACAUUACCCAUUUGCCUACCGCCUCCCUCUUUUGUUCCACAUCAUCCUCUUAUCUAUUUCAUCCAAACAGCUUUCAUCACUACCUCGUCUCGAUCACCCGUUGCCCUUAUUCCCUAUCCGAAUCUCUCACACUCUCUCGCUUUUCUUCGUCGUAAUGUCUUGUCACCCUCUCGCAUUUGUAGCGUUCGUUCUCGGUUUCUCUUCAUUACUUAGCAGCUCGAUUAUUAUUUCUAUAUUCUCUACCUGGUUUCUAGAUAUGAAGUAUGACGAUGCAUAAUGCACAGAUGAAGUUUCCUUUUC
This is a messenger RNA of Coprinopsis cinerea okayama7#130, 3053 nucleotides long. RefSeq names its product RNA-binding protein Csx1. The record is from RefSeq and is a predicted model, not a curated record. Gene Ontology annotation, cellular component: cytosol. Lineage: Eukaryota; Fungi; Basidiomycota; Agaricomycetes; Agaricales; Psathyrellaceae. The coding region runs from base 1 to 2427 and encodes 808 amino acids. The transcript has 5 exons. Gene Ontology annotation, biological process: mRNA splice site recognition. Gene Ontology annotation, molecular function: mRNA binding.